AUGAACCAUUUUAAUUACGAACCAGAACUGCAUCCAGGAGUCACGUACAAACUACAAAAUCCACGGGCCACCCUAAAGAUAUUUUCCACUGGAAGCGUAACCGUAACAGCUCCAAGUGUAGCGGACGUUCAAGCCGCAAUAGAAUACAUCUACCCGUUAAUAUACGAAUUUCGCAAAGAACGUUCUAAAGAGGAACUGGAAGCUUUGGCCAAAAAGAAACAGAAACAAGACUUGUACUCUGAUCCCGAUCCUACAUUAGCAACAUUAGCUACUGAUGAUAUUAAAGAACAAAUGGACACAGACGAUGAAAACUGGGGCGACUAAAGCGGGUGGUUGUCUAACAACAACCGAACUUAUCAGUGCUUCGUUCUGCGUUACAAUGUGAUUAUUUUCAGAGCUUAGGUUUGGUUAAAUUUCAUGUCCAUUUAGUGAUUAGUAUGUUAAUUGUAAUGCAGACAAGAGCGCGUUACAAUUGAUACACUUCUGUUAGUACUGUUGGCAAUUAUUCUCGUAAACACGCGAGAGAACUGUCCACAUACUACUCACUAGUCAAGCCCCACUGAUUUGACAUUUUCUCAGUUAUUUAUUGAUAUCUAUUAUGAGACUGCUGCAAGUUUAAGUUUUUCUUCAUUAACGAAUAAAUGUGCUGUUGAGUCAUUCGAACCUUUAAAUUAUUUAUGGUAUGAGUAUGAUUGUAGCUUGAAACCAUUUUUCAUCAACAGUUAAAGCGACUUAUUUCAGUUAUUCGAGACCGUCUUGGGAAUGGGCUGCUCUAACAUUAUUUUAUACCGCGUAAUAAGUGUUUGGUGUUUCUAGCUAUGAUGAAGAAUCUUAUAUUUUGAGUUACCUUGCUAAAAUGAUACUCAUGGUUUUCAUUCGAAUUAAUACAUUUUAGUAGUACAAAUCGUCGACAGUUUCCCCACUACAGCCUUAGUUUUUUUGCAUAGAUAUAGAUUAUGUUAAAGUUUGUACCUUAAACGUUAGAUUAGUUAGUGUAGCCGUUUAGCGAAUGUAAUAUAAAACGCAAAAUAUUGAGUGUCGUUGUAGGGUGUGUGUAUCCUACGGACCGACUUAAUUCAUACUUUUUACUCGAGAAUCAUUCAUUUUACAUUUUUCCUUUCAUCCUACUAGUAAUAAACAAUAUCGAACUGAAUCUCUGCAGAUUUUAGGAGUAGGUUUUCUCAAUAAUAAACAUACGACUUGUAUUUCGUCGGUUAUAAAUGCACCAAUUUACCAAAUUCGACGCAUUUAAGAAAGUCGCGCGAUCAUUGCGAGAUACUAUUUAAGCAUAUCGUUGUUAUGUGGAUGUUCUGUGAUGAUUAAGCUGAAAAAGUCGUUAAAACUAAGCACAUAGUUCACAUUUUGGAAAAGUUAAGGGACAUUAAUAACGCAACCUUAACUGAUUCGCCGCACUUUUUCACAACUGAUUCAUGUAUAAUUACUAGCAUUUCGAUGUCACCUCCCAAAAUAACGAAUAUUACUGUUCCCCAAUGCCUUAUAAUGUAGUAAUAAUGUUUACAUUUUUAGAUACUCGAAAAGGCUACAAGUAAUCAGGGUAUUAUCGUUCAUUUGUAUGCGGUUCAAUAAAACCCUUCUUUUAAUUAGAGGAGUACGAUUUCAAUUAGGUAUUUUAUAUAGCCUGUUGGUACAAGCUUUGGAAAGCAAUAAAACCAGUCAACCAACCGUCUGCCAUUAGUUCAUCAAUACAAAACUUAGAGGAAAAAUGGCAGAUUAUUAGCGUUGAGAAAUUUGGGGCGUAUACAAUUUUAUUCCGACUAAGCAGGUUCGGGGCACAUGGUCAUUAAUCGAUCCUGUGGGAAAUAAGUAGAUAGAAACAUAUACCAAAAUCUUUAUUUAGUAAGUACGAGUUUCAAUGUGUACAGUGUUUUAUGCGAAGCUCUUUUAUUCAUUGUCCUUCUGCUAAAUUAUGGAUAAAACUGAUUAUUCUAUAGAAUAAAGUUUUUCUCAAA
Molecule: messenger RNA, 1970 nt
Organism: Dendroctonus ponderosae (mountain pine beetle)
Lineage: Eukaryota; Metazoa; Arthropoda; Insecta; Coleoptera; Curculionidae
Product: TATA box-binding protein-like 1
Exons: 4
Coding region: 1-324 (107 amino acids)
Biological process (GO): DNA-templated transcription initiation
Molecular function (GO): DNA binding; general transcription initiation factor activity
Source: RefSeq, a predicted model, not a curated record